Messenger RNA from Microsporum canis CBS 113480, 942 nucleotides. RefSeq names its product mitochondrial phosphate carrier protein. Lineage: Eukaryota; Fungi; Ascomycota; Eurotiomycetes; Onygenales; Arthrodermataceae. Gene Ontology annotation, biological process: mitochondrial phosphate ion transmembrane transport. Gene Ontology annotation, molecular function: phosphate transmembrane transporter activity. The record is from RefSeq and is a predicted model, not a curated record. The coding region runs from base 1 to 942 and encodes 313 amino acids. The transcript is spliced from 3 exons. Gene Ontology annotation, cellular component: mitochondrial inner membrane.
AUGACUGCCGCCCCUGCUGCCAUCCCCCAGCUCAAGACGAACAAGCCGGAGGGCAUCGACCUCUACGCUCGUUUUGCUCUUGCCGGUGCGCUGGGUUGCUCUAUCACCCACUCUGCUUUCACUCCGGUCGACAUGUAUGUGACCUUUAUCGGCUCUAGUUCUGGCUCUAGCUCCUUUUCGCCAGUUAUCCGCAACGAAGGCAUCGGCGCUCUCGCAACAGGCUUUGGCCCAACCUUUGCCGGCUAUUUCAUGCAAGGUGCCUUUAAAUUCGGUGAUUACGAAUUCUUCCAGCAGAAACUUGUCGAUGUUCUCGGCGCAGAAAAGGCGAAGCAGAAUCGUACAGCCGUUUAUAUUGUUUUCGCUGGUUGUGCUGAGUUCUUCGCCUCAAUUGCGCUCUGUCCCCUGGAAGCAACACGUAUUCGCCUUGUCUCGACACCGGGCUUUGCUGGUGGCCUGAUCGGUGGUUUCGGAAAGAUUUUGAAGAAUGAGGGCAUCGGCGCCUUUUAUUCUGGCUUUGGUCCUAUCCUGUUCAAACAGGUUCCUUAUACAAUAACGAAAUUUGUUGCUUUUGAAAAGGUUUCCGAGGCUAUCCUGAGCCAGUUUGAUGACAAGUCCCAAAUGUCAGCUGGCGCCUCGACCGCUGUGAACUUGGGAUCUGGCCUGAUUGGUGGUUUCGCGGCCGCCAUCGUGUCUCAGCCUGCCGAUACAAUGUUGUCCAAAAUCAACAAAACGAAGGCUUUGCCUGGUGAGGGCACUGUUUCUCGGUUGAUCAAGAUUGCUGGCGAGCUUGGUCUACGCGGGUCUUUUGCUGGUCUCCCAACGCGUCUGUUCAUGGUCGGUGGUCUCACUGCGGGCCAAUUUGCCAUCUACGGUGAUAUCAAGAAACUCUUAGCCAAGUGUGCUUCUUUUCCCUUUACUUCAUUUGACACGGACUUAAACUAA